Molecule: messenger RNA, 1482 nt
Organism: Pestalotiopsis fici W106-1
Lineage: Eukaryota; Fungi; Ascomycota; Sordariomycetes; Amphisphaeriales; Sporocadaceae
Exons: 2
Coding region: 1-1482 (493 amino acids)
Source: RefSeq, a predicted model, not a curated record
AUGGCAUCUCCUCACGACGGAGCGGAUGACGCCGUGCACGAGCUGCUCGCACGAGCCAACGGGCUGCUGUCGGAGUUGUCGACUUUUGCCGUCCAUUACAACAAGGUGGCCGACUCGUACAGCGGUGAUGGCGCCCAUCAUACCGCAAGCACCGUCAACUACUUGCGGCAGCAGCUUAAAAGCGAGGUGCAGGCACUCAACGGCAUCCUCGAAAAGCACUCGGGCCCAGACAGUGUCAUGUCAACACAUCGCGUCUCUUCCACCAACCUGCCUUUUUUCGAAUCGUUGUGGGCUUACGCCAAGCAGUCCCAGGAUAUCGUGGCUCUGCGGAAAUGGGUUUGCAACGGGCAAUUUGAGGGCAAAGACGUUCUCGCCCCGGGCACUCAUAUUGUCCACAUGCCUGGCGACUCCAUCCCAUCCAAACAUACGACAACGCUUGUCGACCUCAUUACGGAUGGAGGUCGGACCUGGGUCAAAAUCGCAGCUACCACUUCAAAACGUCUGCUUUGGGAUAUGACUAAGCUGGGAUGGGCCAUAGGCGCUGAUGACAGCGACGACGGCGAAGAUGCAGACAUAACAGAUGACGAACUCGAGGAUAUACCCCUUUUCAAGGCUGCCAAAAGCCUGGCUAUCUCAGCAAAAGCUUAUCGGAUUCGGGGUGCUUCGCCGGCGGUGCGAUUGAUACUGCCGCGCAUCGCUAGUGGGGAGUCAAAAGAUGUCGAUCUGGUUCUCAACCGGAUUCGCGCUUUAGGGAUCGAGGUCCUGUGCAGCAACGAGCUCGAGAACCUCACACCCGUUCCUUUGACGGAAGAGAUUCUCAAUCAGAUGGUGCCAAGUCCACUUGCGUCUUUUUCGGAUUCGCUAAAUAUAGAUACCUCUAUACUCAUUGGUCUUAUCUCUGACUUUUCCCAUUCCUCUGUCGAGAAACAGUCAUGGUUUACAGCUAUGCAACUGGGCCAUCUGGCAAACGAGCAGAAACGGCAAAUAGCCACAACAUGGAUAUAUCCCGCAAUGGGCAGCAGACGACUAAUAUGUACACCGGAAGCUGCGAGUACCUGCAGAGAGAUUGUGACUACUAUCGGAACCCCAUCAGAGGUUGCGCGGUUGAAUCUUUUGCUCUGCGAAGAUCAAACUAUAUCUCGCGAACAGCUGGUGCAGGACUUUCAAAAAUUAUCAGAUCACGAAGUUCCAGCGGAUUUGCGACUGCCCGUCAAAAUCGUAGACAAUACCCCCAAUACAUCAGACCUCCCAUCUGAGGUUUGGGAGGCGUUGCGAGAUGUGACAGAGCCGACGAAAUCAGUCUUUGCUUUUGGUUGGGCAUCUCACUAUACAACUCUGACCUCGAAUGGUGCGGGCAUUACCAGUCUCACCAAGAACCUCGAGGACAUGAGUUAUCAAUCGAAGUGGCCAUCAGUUUGGCUUUGUCCAUUUAGUCGGUCUUUGGUCGGAGUACCCAAACAUCUUCGCGAUGGGGAAGAAUGA